UCACUGCUGCGGACCUUACUUGCCCGGCGCUGGAUCCCUGUAAGUCAUAUACUCGUCCGGCUCCUCAAUGUUGCAGGGAUCACAUACGGAGAUGCAUCUCUUUUUGGUGAUCGCUUUCUUCCUGACGGUCGCGACAGCCUAUUACAUUUACACCCCACUGCCAAGUGCGAUUUCCGAGCCGUGGAAAGUUAUGCUGCUAGAUGCAGGAAUACGCUUCGUUGUGAAAAUGGGAUACCUUGUGGACGACCUUGGCCUCAGUCACCACACCCGGGUUCUGAACUUUGCCGUGGACCACCUGGAAGUUCUGGCCCCACAUUCGAGUGAGGGGGUGUCCGUCAGUGACACUGUCUUCGCUGGGCUCCAGGUUCGUGUGUUCGAGUCCACCCGGGAGCUGAGGGGGCAGCUGAAGAGGGGCCUGCUCUACUUCCAUGGAGGGGGAUGGGCGAUAGGCAGCGGCAGUAAGUGGAAAGGAGAAACCACAACAAAUAUAGGGAUGCGAUCCUAUGACCAGCUGUGCCGCAGGAUGGCCCAGGAGCUGGACGCGGUCAUUGUGUCCGUUGAUUAUCGCCUGGCUCCGGAUGUGGUCUUCCCAGGUCAGUACCAUGAUGCCAUCCAGGCCGCCUGGCACUUCCUGCAGCCUGAGGUUCUGGCCCGGUACUCGGUGGACCCAGGCCGGGUGGGUGUGACCGGGGACAGCGCCGGGGCUAACCUGGGUGCCGCAGUGGCUCAUGAGGUCGCUAUGGACUCCCAGGCACCAAUCAAGUUCCGGGUGCAGGCCCUGAUCUACCCAGUUCUGCAAGCCCUGGACUUCAACACACCUUCCUACCAGCAGAACCAGGCAGUUCCCAUACUGUACCGCCCCCUCAUGGCCCGGUUCUGGCUGGAAUACCUGGGCGGAGACCCGAGCUACAUCCAGCCCCUGCUGGCUAAUGACCACGCAGCACUGGACGUGAGCCAGCUCACCUCGCACCGGGACAAGCUGAACUGGACCCGGCUGCUGCCGGCCACAGUCCGCAAGAACUAUGAGCCAGUGGUACCGCUGAGGGGCUCUGUGCAGAUGCUGGAGGAGCUGCCAGGCCUGACUGACCCACGGGCAGCCCCGUUGCUGGCUGAGCAGGAGGUGCUGACCCAGGCCCCGCCCACCUACAUCCUGACAUGCGAGCACGACGUGCUGCGGGAUGAUGGCCUCAUGUAUGGGCGGCGCCUGGAGGAGGCAGGAGUGGCCGUCAGCUACGAUCACCAUGAGGAUGGUUUCCAUGGCUGCCUGUCCUUUGCCUUCUGGCCCGCCUACCUGGAGGUUGGAAUAAGAUGCGUGCAAAACUACAUAUGCUGGUUGGGUGAAAAUCUGUAAACAGGUCUACCCAUCCCCGCCCACCUCACCUGACUGCACCCUACCCUGCUGAGCCCCACCCAUGCAGGACACGUCGCUGUUGGUUUACAGAAAAGCUGGUGUGUGGUCUCAUGGUGCUGGUUAAAAUAUUAUAGUCACUGCUUUUAAGAGUAACUGUGGACUUAUUGAGAUUGUGGGUUGUUUAAAUGAGAGAGAGAGAGAGAGAGAGAGAGAGAAUGAAUGGGGCAAAAUCUGUCAACAUACAUUACCAAGAAAAACGUAUCACCUCCGACUUUAAGGACUCACUUUGAGUUUCUACCUAUGUAUAUCUUUUUUUUUUAUAAAAAAAAACGUCUUCACAAAGAGUACUGAAAUGCAAUGUCUACUGGCAGCUUCUUCUUUUAAACAUGAUUAACACAGACACACUGCAUAAACUCUUCAGCCUGAGAACUUGCUGUACAAGAUCAGAGAACAGCGAACUCAGACAUUCCUUUUUACGCGGCUCUGUUGCUUUCGGUUGCCUUGUCAUGUGACCAGUGUCAUGUGACACCUCCAAGGUACGACUAGAAUGUUUACAUUUACAACUAUGUAGAUGACCCAGGGUUUGAUACGAAAAGAUGUGUGCAUGUUUUAGGAUUACAUAUGAACAGUAUUUAUAUGUAAUCUAAUUUAAUUUCUUCUGGUGUUCCUUGAAGCUGCAUAGUGUGUCAUUUGGUCUAUGGAUUCAGGAAUGUAUCAGAAGCAGAUUGUGAGACAGGCAUACUUGGGAGUACAGGCAAUCAUUUCUGCAGUGACACAGCAUGACAGAGACCUUGCAAUGGUGAUCACACUGGAGACAGGAGCAUGCCAGGUAACACUGAUCCCAGCAAGCAGACAUUACAAUCACUGAAGCUUUUUUCUUCUUUUUUUUCUUUACAAAACUCUUCGAACCAUGAUGAAAAAAGCUGUGAAAUUUGCCACCGGUAUGUGUGACUCCUAAGAGCCGCUAUAAAGCUGUUUGUUUGAACGGCUGUCCUUUGGGCAACCUAGAUGGCACCCCUGGAAUUAAAACAACAAAGUGCAUUGUUUGGACGUGGUGGCAUAUGUGAGCCGGGUUGGAUGUGGCAAAAGGAGCUAUCCGAGGUUGCGGAGCAAUCGCAGUCGCUGCCAUUUCCUUAUUCACGUUAAUAAUAAUAAUUUAAUAGCAAGAAUCCCAGGCUGGUGAUAGUAAUCUUUUGCAAUCUUCUGUUCAUUAUUACCUAAUCUUUUAUCUGGGAUCUUUUGCCACAUGAAUGUAAACAUAAUUCAGCUGCACCAGCGAAGGUCAGUAAAGAUGUAAACUCCGGCAGCCUUAAUAAAUAACGUCAGCCACAGUGCUCAGCCGGUGACCGUGGAUGGCCGGACGCUCUCAGGAUGCCUUCAGCAUGGUUAAAAGCCAGGGGUCGCUGUUGCCGUGGUGAUCUUACUCUUCAUCCAGAACCACAGAAUGUCAAAUCUCUUUUCAAUAAAACAAAGAAGCUGUAAAAUUCAA
Messenger RNA from Paramormyrops kingsleyae, 2840 nucleotides. RefSeq names its product neutral cholesterol ester hydrolase 1-like. Gene Ontology annotation, molecular function: carboxylic ester hydrolase activity. Gene Ontology annotation, cellular component: membrane. The record is from RefSeq and is a predicted model, not a curated record. NCBI's taxonomy places the organism in Eukaryota, Metazoa, Chordata, Actinopteri, Osteoglossiformes, Mormyridae.